Molecule: messenger RNA, 4767 nt
Organism: Falco peregrinus (peregrine falcon)
Lineage: Eukaryota; Metazoa; Chordata; Aves; Falconiformes; Falconidae
Gene: PDLIM4
Product: PDZ and LIM domain 4
Exons: 7
Coding region: 100-1092 (330 amino acids)
Biological process (GO): muscle structure development; actin cytoskeleton organization; heart development
Cellular component (GO): adherens junction; stress fiber; Z disc
Molecular function (GO): muscle alpha-actinin binding; actin binding
Source: RefSeq, a predicted model, not a curated record
CCGAGCCGUGCCGUGCCGAGGAGAAGGGGUUCGGCCGGCGGUGGCGAGUGGGAGCCGGAGCCGCAGCCGCCCGCGGGCAGGGAGCGUCGCGCCGCCGCCAUGUCCCACUCGGUGGUCCUGCGCGGCCCCUCGCCGUGGGGCUUUCGCCUGGUGGGCGGCAAAGACUUCAGCGCCCCGCUGACCAUCUCCAGGAUUAACCCCGGCAGUAAAGCAGCCAUGGCAAACCUGUGCGCAGGAGAUAUUAUUCUGGCAAUUAAUGGAGAGAGCACGGAGAACAUGACACACCUGGAAGCUCAAAACAAGAUCAAAGCAUGCAUGGACCAACUGCUGCUUUCCCUGAACAGAACUGAAGGGAAGACCUGGUCACCCCCUGUUCUGGAAGAUGGCAAGGCUCAAGCGUACCGGAUCAACGUAGAGCCGGAGCCACAGGACAACGGGCCUGCCCAGAGCAGGAGGCCAGUGCCCCACGGGGCUGGUGGCAGCCCUAUGGACAACAAGCAGAUGUUGAAUGUGCAGCAUCACCACCCAACCCGGCUCUACGCUAACAGCAGCUCCGAGUCAGCUCUGCCAGGCCAGCUGAGCGGGCUGCACAUCACCCCGGCCCAGAGCGUUGACCCCAUGAAGUCUCUCCCACGGAACAGAAACGGGAUUGAUGUGGAGUCGGAUGUCUACAAGAUGCUUCAGGAUUAUGAAAAGCCCGUUUCAGAGCCUAAGCAGUCUGGAUCCUUCCGAUACUUGCAGGGCAUGUUGGAGGCUGGCGAGAACGGUGAAAAACUCGACAAACUGAGCAACCCUCGAAACAUCAAGUCGCCGGUGUCAAAGCUUGGCGGUGCCAUGUCCGGGCUGCAGAUGCUUCCCGAGUGCACCCGCUGCGGGAAUGGGAUUGUCGGCACGAUCGUCAAAGCUCGGGACAAGCUCUACCACCCCGAGUGCUUCAUGUGUGACGACUGCGGCCUCAACCUGAAGCAGAGAGGGUAUUUCUUCAUCGAAGAGCAGCUGUACUGCGAGACGCACGCGAAGGAGAGGGUGAAGCCCCCUGAGGGAUAUGACGUGGUGGCUGUUUAUCCCAACGCUAAAGUUGAACUUGUCUGAGCCCGGGCUGUGCUCCGGAGAGGGCGGGCGGCCACGCGCCCACCCACGUCCUCCCCGCCGGCUGCGCAGUGCGGCUGUAAUCAACCCCGAUUACCAAAGCCCAAGUUAAAAUGCCUUUUCCUAGAUAAAUCCGUUUACACUUGGGAUCUCCAGGGGGAUGGUGUUGAAAGCAUACGAACAGGUUUUUCCCUUCUUUUUGACACUCUGCUUUUUGGGUUGCUGUGUUGGGUUAUUAUUAGUCUGUACCAUAACCUUAUCCAAGAUCUGUGUAAAUAUUGAUUAAUUCUCUACUCUAUUUCAUAUAAAACCAGUAUUCUUUUUUUUGCCCCUCUCUCCUGAAAAAGCAAGGAAGAUGUUUUAAAAACAAAGAAGAUAAGGCACUUUCAGAAAAGAAGCUGACUCCCGUAUCCUGACCUUAAUCUCCUGCCCUCUGGCUGCCCUGGUGAUUAAAAGCUGACUCCCUGAGGAGUCUGGGGUGCGGUACCAGUGGGUUGGGGUCCCCAGCUCAGCCCCACCCCAGCAGAUGCACCAAGGAAGGGUGAUCUCUUAGAACAGUAAUUGCUGUGAAACUGUAUGGAUCGGGGCACUGUAGUCUGAGCCUGACCUGGACCCAUCCGAGUUCCCCGAGAGAUCUCUACACUGAGUGUGCAGUGACACUUUUUUCUUCCUUCUGCCACUCCUAAUUCAGUUGUUCUCUGUCAUGUAAUCACCUGAGCCCACCUACAAGAGGCACUGAAAUAGCACAGAGCCCACCUUUGCUAUUCUCACCUCCCAUGCUCCUGCCCCACAGCUGUCCUUGCUUCAGCUGUUCUGAAUCUUCCCCAGCUUUUGCUAUGUUUUUGUAGUCCUUUAUUUCUAGAUCCCCAGACUGCUGCCAUCUGGCUCUGCCUCCCAGCAGGGUGGUGGGGAGAAAAUCUCUCCAGGCACUUAGGCAGUGGCUGGAGCCGCAGUGAGCCCCAAGUCCAGAGGCAGCAGGUUCAGAUUUAUACCCGUAUCCCAAGGCUGCGCCAUCAGCCAGGUCUGUCAUCCACUCUAUUUGACAGGAAAAAGUUCUUGAGGAUCUCAGGAUGUUGCUUUCUGGAGAAAUGUUUUUUUCAUGUUAGUGUUUGGAGGAGAGUUCAGUCACCCAGCUGCUGGGUGCCCCUGAGGGUGGCAAUCAGAGGCAUGCGUUUGGUACCAUGGUUGCAACAGCGUCCUUCCUCCUCCUCGCUUGAGAGAGAGAGGAUGUGCGGGAGAAGUGUCUGCUCACUUCCCUUCCAUGGAGAAGGAAAAUAAGAUCAAUGGGGCCAAAGCCCUCCUUCCCCUUCUGGCUCUCCAUAACAGGGAUGUGAGGAAUCCAGGGCUGGAGGAGGGGCGGCAGCAUUAUCCCAGUCGGGGCUGAGCAUGCAAAUUCUUCCUACAGGUUUUACACCCUAGAAGGGAGUAAGGAUUUUAGGGUGUUACUGGGCCACACCUAGACCUCUUCGUGAGGUGCCUUAUAGGUAUUGAAGCAGCUCCUGCCCCGUCCCGGCAGCCUCCUUAGCCAGCCUGGGCUCCCAAGCAUGCAGCUUCCUGCAGCUGGGUACUACCUUGCAGCCACAGGGAUGCUGGCCACACGCGGUCCUGCUGACAGCAGCACAUCCACCUCCUCCUCCUCCUGCCACCAGGAUUUUUAAUAAUUAAGCACAAGAAACACGUGGAGAUUUUUAUCACAGUGGUGAGCCUCAUUUUUCAUAGCUUUGCUUGGUAGGUUGGACCAUCUGAAAGGAAAUACUUGGGACAACUGUACAUGAUGAGAAGACUGACAGUAAUUGGGUGGGAAGCGUUGCUGCCCCUGCCUGCGGGUGUCUGCUUGGAGCUUGUUACUUUGCUGUGUCAGAAACAUUUGUUCUGAAUUCCUCCGUCAACCUUGGGCAUAGCUGGGCUGAGCUCUGGUGCUUGUAGCUUGACAAGUUUAGGCUUUACCCAAACCCAGGACCAAAUCCGGCUCAGCUGAGCCAUGAAAAACUCACAACAUGAAUGGCACAGGGGGCUUUUUCCAUUUUCCCGGUCGCAGCUGCCUGUCCAUCUGGUUGUCCCCAGCUCCUGACCCCUGUUUGACUCCAUCUGUGCAGUGGCUGUGUCCUGCGGGGAUGCCAGGAGUCUUGCAGCCCUGGCACAGGGAAUGCCUGAGAAGUUCAUAGAUUGUUUCAUUGUCCUUAGUUGAACGCCCAACUGAGCUGGCUGCUGGUGGGGCAUCCUUGGUGGUCUCACCUGGCUGCUGCACCAGUACAGCACUGGGAGCGCUGGGCACAGGGCUUUCCUUUUAAUUUGAAACCAGGUUCCCACAAAUCAAUUUUUCCAAGUGGUUGUCUCGUGAUACCAUUUCUUAGGAGUAAUCAUCUCAUUUGAUCCCCCCUGCGUUGAAACUGAAACACAACCCCAUCCCAGAGCACGUCAACUCCUGGCUUCAGGCCACCUCCCUCACAUUAUGGAGUUUUCUAAGAGGUGCCACAAGCAAACCUGCAUCACCACAUGGAACACAAUUUAACUCUGUAAAACACAGCAAGGGAUCCGUUUGUAUGAAAUACAAAAUAAAACUGUACUGUUGGUUUUCUGCCCACAUUACUUAGCUUGGCCGUUGGCUGGUCCCCAGCUGGGUCUCUCCCUGGCAUUACCAUACAUGCGGGGCUUUGUCAGCAUCCAGAUAAGGGGAAGUCUGGAUACACUUUAAAAAGCAUCUCUGAGACUGGGAGCUGCACUUCUCAUGGCAUUGUGCAUUGAGAGCCUCGGUUGAGGCUUGGCUUGUGUUUUGGUGGAACGUUGGUUGGCUUUGACUUAACUUACGAGACCCUCCUGAGACCCUGAAUCCCAUUGGGCUCAGAGGUGGGAAGGGCCAUCAUGUCUCUGCCUGUUACGCGAACACCCAUGGGUGCCCGGCUCCUCUCCAUCGGUGUGACCCAGCCCAUCCUGCGAUGGUCCAGGGCUUUACUGCAUCUGCCCCUGUGUAAGUGAAGUCAAUUCAGUUUUUUAGCAGCAGCAGCCAGCCGCGGUGCUGCUGCCAGGUACCUUCUGCCCGAUGGCCCAGGCUCUGACCGGAGCAGAAGGCGCAGCUCUGCAGGGCUGGGCAUGGCACCUGCCCCAUCGCUGGCAGAGCGAUCCAGGCAGCACCCAGGCUUGAAAGCGCCCUUCUCCCUAAAGGUGAUGUAAACCAUGGUACAGCCAUAAGCAAUGAGUGCUCCUGAAAAUCCCCGUGCACGGCAUCGGCUGCGGUGCUGCUCAGGCUCUUUCCCUAAGUGCUGCAGCCCCGGCAGGGAGCCCAGAGCUGUGGCACUGGCACAGUGGGGGCAAAACCAGCCCCAAAAGCCCUGUCCCAGCCUGUCAUUGCUGACAUUGAACCACAGAAAUCCACUGGGUGGUAGGAGCAUGGGCAUCAGCAGGCAGAGGGUGCGUUCAUCAGGGUUUAGCAGCUGUACCAUUGCCUGCGCCGCUGGGUCUCAACAGGUCUGGGUUUAAUGGUUGAUGGGUGUUCAAUUCACUGCCACACGGGGAAGUCAGAAGCAGCAUGAGUUAGGUGCCUCCAAUAGAUAUUUAAUCUAAAAGGUUUUAUUUGGAAAGCAUUCAUAUCUGGAAAUUGUUGCUUGUACGCGCCUAAAAUAACUGAAAAGACAAAGCCUCUGAGGAUCCGCAUGUGGCAUUAAAGAUUUCUGUACAGUU